UUUAAUCUUAUUCACGAUGAAAAGAAAAUUUCCAAGGACGGACCCCGAUCGUUUUGAAGUUUUACGAGAUCAUUCCGCGGCGCAGCUGCAUCCUACGCAACGUAUAGACGCUUCGCAAUCUCCUACGUCCUCGGGCGAGCGGGAGGACCGAUGGAAUUUCAAAUGAGGAUGCGGUUGUGCGAAAUCGUCAGGAUGGAUUUUCGUCAGGACUCGGUGCAUAAUCGGUCCCCCGACAGAGAGAGGGAACAUUAAAAUCGCCGAAGAGGACCGAGAGGGAUAGAAAAAGAGAGAGAAAGAACUCACGAAAAAAAUAAGACCGCUAAAAGUCAGGGUCUUCUCUCGCGCGACCAACCGUCGCGGUUGCUUUGCGGUUACCUGGUGGACGCCCAACGGAGAGAAAAAAGGACUUUCCCUUUCACCUCCUCUCCUCGCAUUCUCUCCUUCUCUCCUCGUCCCUUAUCGUCCUUUCCUGAUCCCGCGGAAGAAAGCAUCCUCUCUAGCGCAGACAGUCGGAUUUAUAUUCAAAUGAAUCCGCGAUGGAAGAAGCCGGGAUUUAUCGACGCUUCAUCAAACCCCGUGGCACAUGGGAAAGAGGAAGAGCGGAGGGAGGGAUAGAUCAGGGAGAAGGAAAAUCAAAGGGUUAAGUUACGAGAGAGGAAGGAUGCGCCUAAGGGACAGUUCCUUUCUUCGCUCGCUUCAACAUCGCGAUCUCUCCAAGUCGAAGAUUAUGUAACGAGCCCCGACGUCUUCCUCGGAAUAUUCCCAAUUUCUUUUUUUAUAUGAUUACGUUUUCUAAUUAUGUACGCUCUAAAACUAACGGCACUCGGUCGAAACGAGCAGCGCGGUUUCGGUCGUUAGUAUUAAUAUUACAACUUUAAUUCGUAAGCAGCGGGCAUUUCCGCAAUAACGGGAGCGACGAUAAAUGUUCAGGCAACGGUGAUAAGGCGAUAAAAAUUUGCGAGCGAGGUUUUUCAAGAACGCAAUUAUCGACGCGACCGUGUCCUCCUCUCUCGCAUGCCUUUAUUUAGCUUUAGUCGAAACCGGUUGCAAGCGACUCCGCUUCUCUCUCUCUUUCUCUCUGGAAGAAGAAGACAGAGAUGAAAUCCAGGGAUUCGGCGCGUCGCAAUUUUUAGGGUUCCUCUAAGGCGCAGGAAGGAAUUUCGCACGGCCGGAAUGAAGCAGAGACGCUCGAAGAUUUCUUCCAGCUGGACAUCAUCGCCGACGUGACGUCGCACCCGGUGCUAAACAUUUCGUCUGCGUUUUACGGACAAGGAUUUUCAUACCGCUUUCGAAUCGGUCAAAGUCGAUCAGCUCGUCCAGAAUGAAAGUGCGCUGCAACACCACACGCUAGAUCGCGUGGGCAGCUUGCGUCAUUAAGGGUAGUAACUUACGGUACCGGAAUGACUUUGGCGGAGAAAGUGGCCGGGUGUGGCCAGACGGCGACACUCUGAAAGGAAUCGUUCUCCUCUUUACGGAGAUUCCGCACUUCUCUUCAAUUGGCUUCGAAUCCUCAAGUCUGCAACAGAAGACAAGAAGAAAUCGAUUCGAUCGCACGAUACGUCGUCCGGGAAGGAAUUUCUUUUCAGUAUCCGUUCCUGCUCCUCUCCAUCGCCACCGCCGCCGCCUCUGCAUCGUCAUCACCAUCUCCCCGACUUCUCUGUAACGGAUAGGCCUCACCUCCGGAACGGAACUGACUCCAGUCCGCUUUCGGUUUGGCCAUCGCGAAUGCCUGCGCCGAGCUCAGUAGGAGCGCAGCGUUCACGACGUGCGCUUCGCUCGAAAACGCUUCGGUCGGUUAUCGUCGCCGGUCAUCCUCGAACUCGUCAAUCCCGACGUUCAAGUUUCCGACAGAGACCAACAGAGGAAUUCGUCCAUCAUCCUGGUCUUACGAAAGAUCUAGAAGCAAAAAGAAACAUCACGGAAGGAUAAUUGGAUAACGAAUCCAGGACGGAGCGCACCGGGUCGGAAGGAAUGAGUCCAAAUAACUCGGUGGAUCCACGAGAGAAAAGCUCAAUGCUGAAGAAGAGCCUGCGCAGCCGGUGAACCCUGACAGAACCUCAUAACUGCGAGGAUGCGCACACGCAGAAAACGAUGCGUGAUAUCAUCCCGAUGACGACGAUAUCAGGAUUAUUCGACGUACACGCACGCACGUACGAAUCCACGCAAGAGAUCAGAGGCGAUCGCCGAUGAGGCUGGGCUCGAUCAUCCUGUCGUGGGCCACGGCCACGAUCAGCUGGCCGGGUCUGUCAAACGGCGGAAGCGUGACAGCAGCGCGAGCCCCGCGUUCUCGGGACUACGAGCUCUCGACGGAGUUCUUCCUGGUGCCGUCCGAGAUCGGCCAGCAUGGCCUGGCGAGCGUGGCUAGCGUCAUCAGCGUGCCGGCGCCCAACCGGACGGUCACCGUCUUUAGGUCGCCGCCACCGGGGGUCAGGAAGGGCCAGGAGGUGGAGAUGCGACCGACCCCGAAGUCCCUGCUGAAACAACGACCCUGGGCUCUGCCGCUCGCCGCCCUCAGCGCCGCGGCGAUGCUCCUCAUGGCUAGCUUCGAGGUCUUCGUGUUGUUCAAGGCCAGAACGACGGCGCCGAAUAGACGACAUUUAUUUCUGGGCCAGGCGCUACUUCUGGGCCUCUUUCUCCUGGCGGGUCUUUCCGCUGCAGCUUCCCUCAGCCAAAACCCGCUAUCCUGCGCCGCUUUCCGGUUAGUAGGUCUGCCUGCCGCCCUCGUGUUCGCCGCCCUGCUGGUUAAAUGCGUAUUCCUGCUUUCAUUGAACAGCGGUGUCUAUCUGCCGGCGCCUUAUCAGGCGCUGGUGCUGGUGUUCGCAGUGUUGGUGCAGGUGGCCAUUGUCGGGCAAUGGUUUUACGGCGAACCACCUGCGGUGAUCCAGGUGCAGCAGCAGCAAGCUGCCGGCCAAAGCUCGUCGGCGUCCACCUCCUGCAAGACUCCGCUCGGACAGAUAGUGGCUUCCCUCGGGUACCCCGGAGCGCUGCUGGUGGCGGUGACUUGUCUGGCAAUCCGAGCGCGCGGUGUCCGGGACAACAACCGGGAGGCGGCCUUCAUCGGUCUGGCGGUCGGCCUCUCGCUGCCGAUUUGGGUCUCCAGCGGGAUCGGUUCGCUCGCUGCCGGCAGCGAGGACGACCGAGAGGCCUGGCUGGCCUACGGUCUCUUGGCCACGUCGCUCUUCGUCUUCCUCACCAUGUUCCUGCCCAAGGGUCGUCAGCUGGCCGCCCUGGGUCGCGAGGGUCCCGCAGCUGUCAUUCGCGAUCGCGACGACGCCCUUAGUUCCCUUCCCGGCAGCGGCUACUCGCCCUCCUUCUUUCACUUCAAACCUGCGGAGGCGUCUCUGAAGAGGAAGCUUCAUUAUCAUAGUGCGGAUCGAGUCGCACUGGUCUCGUCCGGGAUACCCGGAUGCAGCGCCUGCAGGCACGGAGGAAGUCCUAUAUACUCGGACGAUGUGCAUGGACCGAUGGAGACGUUCGUUUUGCCACCUGGUAUGUACUUGAGGCCGGAGGAUGCCGGAAAUCUCUACACGACCUUGUCGGCCAAUCCCAAUGUGUUCUUCCAGAGGGCAGCUCAUCCCGGAAUGAUGUACUGAUUAGCCAGAAUCUUUUAUUAUUGAUGACAAUAAGUCUCGCUGUUUGUAGAUGUUGCGAUGUGACAAACGAUCAUGUUUUCUCAUUGCUCUGUAAAUAAUUCAUUACAAUAUGUCAUUAUAUAAUUUGAGCGUCUCAAGAGAGAAAGAAAAGAAAUCUCGAAGCAAUAAAUCUUUUGUAAAAGUUUUUGUAACACUGAUGAUUCGCGAGAAUGAGCGUAUAUUGUACAUAUAUGCUAUUCAUCACGAACAAUGAGUGAGUCUAAUAAUAUUGUAAAUCAUUGAAUUGGAAGUGCAUGCGUUGCUUCCAAACUAAUGUAAUAAACGUAUGAUACAUUUUUUAUA
This is a messenger RNA of Nylanderia fulva, 3935 nucleotides long. RefSeq lists its product as uncharacterized. NCBI's taxonomy places the organism in Eukaryota, Metazoa, Arthropoda, Insecta, Hymenoptera, Formicidae. Gene Ontology annotation, biological process: G protein-coupled receptor signaling pathway. Gene Ontology annotation, cellular component: membrane. The record is from RefSeq and is a predicted model, not a curated record. Gene Ontology annotation, molecular function: G protein-coupled receptor activity.